Molecule: messenger RNA, 1844 nt
Organism: Sinocyclocheilus anshuiensis
Lineage: Eukaryota; Metazoa; Chordata; Actinopteri; Cypriniformes; Cyprinidae
Exons: 7
Coding region: 202-963 (253 amino acids)
Biological process (GO): nuclear protein quality control by the ubiquitin-proteasome system; proteasome localization
Cellular component (GO): nucleus; nuclear membrane
Molecular function (GO): proteasome binding
Source: RefSeq, a predicted model, not a curated record
CACGCUCUCGGCGCCGAAGAGAACUUUGCUCCGCGCUUCAUCGCUGUUUCUUGAUUAGUUUCAUUGAUGUUCUUCAGAAUGUUAGUUUCUUUAGUUUUCAUUGGUGUUUUAAGUCGCGAUCCCGAAGGUUACUUUAGUUUCACGCUGAAAAACUAAGGCUUUAUCGCGCCAUUCCUGCAGGAAGAGAAGAACGAGUUUAAGAUGGCAGAUGAUUCUGAUCAGAGAUCAGUGUUAAUGGAGAUCACAGAACCACAGGCCAAAAUCACAGGACGUCUGAGAAGAUCCUACAUGGAUAUCCUGUCCGUCGGUGCGAGACACGGGACGCACGGCUGCGGCGUGAGACCUGGACACGCGUGGGACGCAGGUUCAGGGAGACGCCGGAGCAGAGGCGCUUUGGACGCGUGUGAGAUGUCCGUCUCCAGACAGCUGCUCCGCAGUCUUCUGCUGGCCGAGCAGUCCGUUCAGAUGGAGUCCGGCUCCUUCACGUCUGACCUCAAGCUCUUACUGGAGGAUCUGCAUCUGAAGAAGACCAGCGUCUACAGAUCCAUCCCGUACUCCCGCCUGGCCUCCAACCGAGACGCACACUGCUACAGGAAAGCCCGUCCACACCUGAUGGCCUUCAGGCGCUCGUGUCAGGACGGAGGCCGUCUGCUCCUGCAGAAUGCCGAGUGGGAGAAGCUGCUGGAGUUCGUUCAGGCGGCGUGUCGCUACACCAGUGAACUCCCGCAGUGGGAGACCAGCACCCAUAAUGCACUGCGAGAGCACUGCUACAACACGCUAGCAGCGUUCUGUACCGCGGCACUGCAGAAACACAGACCCGCCGUGCGCAGAGCUCGAGAACUGCUGCGCAGGUUCAAAAUGGCUCCGGUGUCGAGGCGAGCGAUCAGCCUGUGUUUAGAAGAGCUGGAGAAGAUCCUGCAGGAAUAUCAGAGCGGAAAAUCACAAACACAGAUCCACCCGUGAGUCUUGCGUUCAGACGAGAGGGCUGCUGAUGAGUGACGUCACUGAGAUCUCAUUGUGACACACGUCGAUCCAUCAGACCCAUCAGAGCAUGUGAUUCGCCCAUCAGAGCAUGUGACCCAUCAGAGCAUAUGACACGCCCAUCAGAGCAUGUGAUUCACCCAUGAGAGCAUGAGACCCUCCCAUCAGAGCAUGAGACCCUCCCAUCAGAGCAUGAGACCCGCCCACCAGAGCAUGAGACCCGCCCAUCAGAGCAUGAGACCCGCCCAUCAGAGCAUGAGACCCGCCCAUCAGCGCAUGAGACCCGCCCAUCAGCGCAUGAGACCCGCCCAUCAGAGCAUGUGACCCACCUAUCAAGAGCAUGAGACCCAUCAGAGCAUGUGAAUCGGCCAUCAGAGCAUGUGAAUCGGCCAUCAGAGCAUGUGAUUUGCCCAUCAGAGCAUGAGACCCAUCAGUGCAUGUGAAUCGCCCAUCAGAGUAUGAGACCCGCCCAUCAGAGCAUGAGACCCAUCAGAGCAUGUGAAUCGCCCAUCAUGAGACCCGCCCAUCAGAGCAUGAGACCCGCCCAUCAGAGCAUGAGACCCGCCCAUCAGAGCAUGAGACCCGCCCAUCAGAGCAUGUGAAUCGCCCAUCAGAGCAUGUGACCCACCUAUCAGAGCAUGUGACCCACCCAUCAGCGCAUGAGACCCAUCAGAGCAUGUGAUUCACCCAUCAGAGCAUGAGACCCAUCAGAGCAUAUGACGCCCAUCAGCUCAUGAGACCCGCCCAUCACAUGAGACCCGCCCAUCAGAGCAUGUGAAUCGCCCAUCAGAGCAUGAGACCCGCCCAUCAGAGCAUAUGACCCACCCAUCAGAGCAUGAGACCCAUCAGAGCAUGUGAAUCGC